This is a messenger RNA of Eurypyga helias (sunbittern), 1594 nucleotides long. Its product is annotated as unconventional myosin-XVIIIb-like. The record is from RefSeq and is a predicted model, not a curated record. The annotation marks the transcript as partial. The transcript is spliced from 6 exons. NCBI's taxonomy places the organism in Eukaryota, Metazoa, Chordata, Aves, Eurypygiformes, Eurypygidae.
AUGCUCUCCCAGCUGCAGGCAGCGCAGGCCAGAGCAGCACGCCUGGAGCAGUGCCCGGCCGAGCGCUCCAUCGUCAGCCGGCAGGAAGCCCGCAUCCGUGACCUGGAGAGCCAGCUGGACUUCCAGGCUGUGCAGAUGAAGCGCUUUGAGGUGCUGGUGCUGCGCUUGCGAGACAGCAUCAUAAAGAUGGGUGAGGAGCUGGAGAAGGCGGCCGAGUCAGAGGCACGGGAGAAGGAGAGCACCAGGUACUACCAGAGGAGGAUGGAGGAGAUGAAGGCGGACAUGGAUGAGCUGGUGCAGAGGGAGCUGGAGUCCAGCCGCCGGCGCGUAGAGCUGGAGCAACAGCUGGCGGAGCUGGCGGCGGUGCGGCAGGCCCUGCAGGCUGACCUGGGGACCUCCAUCCGGCGCAUCGCCGACCUGCACGUGGCACUGGAGGAGCUGCGGUCCAGCGACGAGAGUGAUGCUGAGAGCCUGCAGACGACGCGGGAGUCGCUCUGCUCCAGGAGGGAGACGGAUGCCUGCUCCAGCGUCAGCUCCACGCUCGGUCUGGAGCCUGCAGAGAGCAUCAAGUCCUGGCCGGGGUCAUCCACGGGCUGGUCUUCCCCUGCGGGUACCAGCGUGGCUGGGAGCCUCUCAGCGCAGUCCGUUGGCAGCCGUGGCACCCAGGGCUCCAGGGUGAGCAGAGACACCAAGGAACCGGCAACGAGCUGGCCGGCUUCUUCCCUGAGCACUGCCAGGUCCAUCGAAGCUGCGGAUCUGGGCAGGGUGGUGAGUCCCUUGCUCGGUGCCAGAAGACGGGAGUAUGUAAAACCUCUGGCAGACGAAGAGGAGCUGGAGAGCCUGAAAAAACCUGUGGAUAGGAUAGGAGACACGUCCCCAUCGGUGCUGCGGCGGGGGGGCUCACCUGCCACGGACGGGAGGUUCCCCAGCCCGUUGUCUCCGACGGUGCCAAGGAGGAGACGGCUCUCUCCAGCGACAGCGCCUGUGCCCAGCUCAUCGGUUGCCCUGUCUGAGUAUGUGGAGGAGCUGCGGCGGCAGCGGGGAGCGGAGCGGGAGCAAGGGCGCGCGGCGCUGGGCGACACCUCUCCCCUCCCCAUUUACCGCACCACUGGUGCUGCAGCCCUGCGACGCUCCAGGGUUUUCCCAGUGGCGGAGUCGUCCGUAGGGAAGCUAGAUGGGAAUGACCCAGGGGAAGGCGAAGGAGCAGGCGCCAGCCUCGUGCGCUCCUCCAGCCUGCGGAGCAUGGCCUCAGAACCAGCGGAGCCGUCACGCUCUCCGGCGCUGAAAAGAGCAUCAAAGUUCGGCUCCUAUGACUCCCUCCUGCAAACCCUCGACGGCUCCGGCCACCGGCCCAGCUCUCCGGCUGUGGGGAUGGAGGUGCUGGGCACGCUGCGGCCGAGCUCCUGGAGAAGCUGCUUGGAGCCAUCACUGGAAGAUGCGGAGGUGGGAAGGGGCUCUGGGGGGCUCCUGAGCUCAGCAUCCAGCGACGGGCUGGGCGAGGGGAAGGGCAGCGACCCCUUCAGCUGGCGAAUACCAACCCUCAACUACGAGAGGAGAACCAAUGUUGACUUCGAUGACUUCCUCCCAGCCAUUC